AUGCCCAGAAAGAGUAUUGACUAUGGAGUGCUGCCGGAGUAUGAGAAAAGCCAGAUCAAAAGGACCUUGGAGCUGGGAACUGUUAUGACAGUAUUCAGUCUUAAGAAGAGUAGUCCAGAAAGGAGGACUAUUCAAGUCAUAAUGGAAACCAGACAGGUAGCAUGGAGCAAGACAGCUGACAAGAUCGAAGGUUUCUUGGAUCUGAUGGAAAUAAAAGAAAUUCGCCCAGGAAAGAAUUCAAAGGACUUUGAGCGUUGCAAAGCAAAGCAAAGGGAAGAACACUGCUUUACUAUUUUUUAUGGUACCCAGUUUGUCCUCAACACCUUAAGCUUAGCAGCUGACUCUAAAGAUGAUGCUGAUAAAUGGUUGUGUGGCUUGAAUAUCUUGUAUCAAGAGGUCAUGAGCGCUCCCACACCUGCGAUCACAGAGAGCUGGCUGAGAAAGCAGAUCUAUUCUGUUGAUCAAACCAGAAGAAGUAGUAUCAGUCUUAGAGAGUUGAAAACUGUCCUUCCCCAAGUAAACUUCAAAGUGAGCAGCAUGAAGUUAUUGAAGGAUAAAUUUGCGGAAAUAGGCGCUCACAAAGAAGAACUUAGUUUUGAACAAUUUCAUUUGUUCUACAAGAAAAUUAUGUUUGAACAACAGAAAUCGAUUCUUGAUGAAUUCAAAAAGGAUUCCUCUGUGUUCAUUCUUGGAAAUACUGACCGUCCAGAUGCUUCAGCAGUUCAUCUCCAUGACUUUCAGAGAUUUCUGCUACAUGAGCAGCAGGAAUCUUGGGCACAAGAUCUCAGUAAAGUCCGAGAACGAAUGACAAAGUUUAUUGAUGACACUAUGAGAGCUUUUUUCUUUCACUUCUCUCUCUUUGUAUUGUAGUUCCUCACUUACCUUUUUGCAAAAGAAAACAGUAUUUGGGAUGAGAAAUAUGAUUCAAUAGAUGCACAAGACAUGAACAAUCCUUUGUCCCACUACUGGAUUUCUUCCUCUCAUAACACAUAUCUGACAGGAGACCAGCUUCGAAGUGAAUCCUCCACAGAAGCUUACAUCAGGUGCCUUAGAAUGGGAUGUCGAUGUAUUGAGUUGGAUUGCUGGGAUGGUCCUGAUGGGAAACCCAUCAUUUACCACGGAUGGACACGGACAACAAAGAUCAAAUUUGAUGACGUAGUACAGGCAAUCAAAGAUCAUGCCUUUGUUGCAUCUGAAUACCCAGUCAUUCUGUCAAUUGAAGAGCACUGUAGUGUGGAGCAGCAGCGACACAUGGCCAAAGUGUUCAAGGAGGUAUUUGGGGAUCAGCUUUUAACGAAGCCUAUUGAAGCCAGUGCAGAUCAGUUACCAUCACCAACCCAGCUGAAAGAAAAAUUCAUCAUCAAGCACAAAAAACUGGGGCCAAAGGGAGACAUUGAUGUGAACUUGGAAGACAAGAAGGAAGAAAAAAAACAACAAGGAGAACUUUACAUGUGGGACACAAUAGAACAGAAAUGGACUCGGCACUACUGUGCUAUUGCUGAUGAAAAGCUUUCAUUCAGCGAUGAUAUAGAACAGAAUGCUGAUGAAGAUUCGUCAAAGGAGGUGAAACGGACUGAGCUGCACUUAAAAGAGAAAUGGUUCCAUGGGAAGAUGAAAGAGGGGAGAACAACUGCUGAGAAACUGCUUCAGGAAUAUUGUGCUGAAAUGGGUGGCAAGGAUGGGACAUUCCUAGUUAGGGAAAGUGAGGCUUUCCCUAAUGAUUGCACCUUGUCAUUCUGGAGAUCAGGUAGAGUCCAGCACUGCCGGAUCCGUUCUUCAAGUGAUGGGGACACUGUGAAAUACUACCUGACGGACAACCUCACUUUUGAUAGCAUCUAUGAUCUCAUUCAACACUACAAGGAGGCCCACUUGCGAUGUGCUGAAUUUGAGCUGCGUCUGACUGAUGCUGUGCCUAAUCCCAGCCCUCAUGAGACUAAAGAUUGGUACUAUAGCAACCUGAGUCGGGGAGAGGCAGAAGACAUGCUGAUGCGAAUUCCUCGAGAUGGAGCUUUUCUGAUUAGAAAGAGAGAUGAGCCCGAUUCCUUUGCCAUGACUUUCAGAGCGGAGGGGAAGGUGAAGCACUUCCGAAUUCAGCAAGAAGGUCGUCAUUUUGUGCUUGGAACCUCAGCCUAUUUCGAGAGUUUAGUGGAGCUGGUAACGUACUAUGAGAAGCAUCCGCUGUACAGGAAAAUGAAGUUGCGUUACCCGGUGACGGAGGAGCUGCUGGAGCGGUACAGCACGGAAAAAGAUAUUAACUCCCUCUAUGAUGUCAAGAUGUAUGUGGAACCCAGUGAAAUCACCCCAACAGUGCCUCAGAGAACGGUGAAAGCCUUGUAUGACUACAGAGCCAAAAGAAGUGAUGAAUUGAGUUUCUCUCGAGGAGCUUUAAUUCACAAUGUCACAAAGGAAACUGGAGGCUGGUGGAAGGGGGAUUACGGAGAAAAAGUCCAACACUAUUUUCCAUCUAAUUAUGUUGAAGACCUGUCAUCUGGUAACUCUGCUGAGCUUGAAAGCCAGAUUAUCGAGGACAAUCCAUUAGGCUCUCUGUGUCGUGGCAUACUGGUACUCAAUACAUACAACGUUGUGAAAAUGCCGCAAGGGAAACACAAAAAGCCUUUUGUCUUCAUUCUGGAACCUAAGAAUCCAGAAGAUCCAUGUGUUGAGUUUGCAACUGAUAGAGUAGAAGAACUCUUUGAAUGGUACCAAGGUAUCCGUGAAAUCACUUGGAAAACUGCAGAAGAGGAGAACAGGAGGAAAUACUGGGAAAAGAAUCAAUUGAUUGCUAUUGAAUUAUCUGAUCUGGUAAUCUAUUGCAAGCCAACAAGCAAAACCAAGGACAAUUUAGAAAAUCCUGAUUUCAAAGAAAUCCGUUCUUUUGUGGAAACCAAGGCAGAGAGCAUUGUUAAGCAAAAGCCAGUUGAGUUGUUGAAAUACAACCUGAAGGGACUGACGCGUGUCUAUCCAAAAGGACAGAGGGUCGACUCAUCCAACUACGACCCAUUUCGCCUCUGGCUUUGUGGCUCCCAGAUGGUGGCUCUUAACUUCCAAACUCCAGAUAAAUACAUGCAACUGAACCAUGCCUUGUUUUCACUUAAUGGACGCACUGGCUAUGUUCUGCAGCCAGAAAGCAUGCGAAAUGAAGAAUAUGACCCAAUGCCAAAUGACUCGAAGAGGAAAUUGCAGAUGAUUAUGACAGUGAGGGUUCUAGGUGCUCGGCAUCUCCCUAAACCUGGUAGAAGCAUUGCUUGUCCUUUUGUAGAGGUAGAAAUUUGUGGGGCUGAAUAUGAUAACAACAAAUUCAAGACAACAGUUGUGAAUGACAAUGGCCUCAAUCCAGUUUGGGCACCCUGUGCAGAGCAAGUGAAAUUUGAAAUUUAUGAUCCAAAUCUAGCGUUCCUGCGCUUUGUUGUUUAUGAGGAGGAUAUGUUCAGUGAUCCCAAUUUCUUAGCACAUGCCACUUUUCCCAUCAAAGGAAUCAAAUCAGGUUUUAGAUCGGUUCCACUCAAGAACGGCUAUAGUGAAGAUAUAGAGCUGGCCUCACUCCUGGUUCACUGUGAAAUGCAACAAGUUCUGGAAAGUGAAGAGGAGCUUUAUUCCUCAUGUCGGCAACUUCGGAAGCGCCAGGAAGAGCUUAAUAACCAGCUGUUCCUUUAUGACACCCAUAUGAAUUUAAGGAAUCCUAACAGAGAUGCUAUAUUAAAAGAAUUCAAUGUGAAUGAGCACAAACUACAGAUAUAUCAAGAGACAUGCAACCGCAGAUUAAAAGAGAAGAAAGUCAGUAACAGCAAAUUCUACUCUUAAAGCAAUUGGUCUUUGACGCAUGCUUUAUGGUGCAAUUCAGGAAGCGACAUUAAUUUAUCCUGGUCAUCCUACUCAGCGAUGGUCCCAUCAGACUGAGUGACUGGAAGAAGAGGAGGAGGAAAGAUGGGUUUCCUUAAUAAUUUCUUGUUACAAGAAAAACUGUUUUAAUUCCUAGUAAUUUAUAUUCUGCACAAAGCACAUGCUCUGUGCAGACUAGACCUU
This is a messenger RNA of Opisthocomus hoazin, 4023 nucleotides long. NCBI's taxonomy places the organism in Eukaryota, Metazoa, Chordata, Aves, Opisthocomiformes, Opisthocomidae. The record is from RefSeq and is a predicted model, not a curated record.